UGUGAACCGCAGGAACCCUAACCCGCCCACUAGUAAUAACAAAACGUUUCAUAUUAGGUUUCUAAAAGUUGCUGUGCAUUUUCCUUCUUUCAUUUUCAUUACCAUCCAAAUCCCUAACAAGUCACCGCCGCUGCCGGAUACACACCUUCAUCCAUCCCCUCAACCCACACCACCACCAACCUUCAAAACUACCCACCACCACCAUAUUCAAAUUGUUUUAUUACUCACAACCAGUCAAUAAUCCUAAAGAGACACGAUUCUCAUUCACUCAUCUUGUUCAAGAUUUACUUUUUCUUUCUUGUUGUUUCGAAGAAUAGUGUAUUCUUAUUGUUUUGGAGUUUUCUAAAUUAGACUUUUCUCUAUUCUUUCUUGUUUCUUUCUUGUUGUUUCGAAGAAUAGUGUAUUCUUCGUCUUUACUUGCGCAAUUGCUUUUGAUUUUCUGGAUUUUGCAUCGGUUAGGUUUAGUUUGUAUUCUCGGUUUUUCAGAUUUGAUUUUACUGUGAUAGUUUGAAACUUUGUUUUUGGGUUCUAGAAAAAGAGCGAUGGUGUUCAAAAACAGGUACAUGGUGAUGGAGGUUUUUAUGAAUCCUAAUAGAGAACAAGCAUCGGGUGAUUCUAUUAUAAUUACUCAGUUUAAUAUCUCUAAUGCUAUAAAAGAUAGCAUCAUGGUGAAUUUUGGGGAGUGUGGUUUGGCGGCAUCACUAGGAUCAUUUCAGGUUAAGUAUGUGAAUCCAAUCACUAAUGUGUGCAUUAUUAGAGCUUCAAGAGAGGAGCAUGAAAAAGUAUGGGCUUCUAUUACUAUGGUUAGAAGUAUUGGAAAUUUUCCAGUGGUGUUUAAUUUACUUGAUUUAUCUGGAAAUUUACAGGCUUCUAAAACCGCCGCAUUGAAGUGCGAAAAAGCAAAAUUUGAACAGUACAAACUUAUGGUUGGUGAUCGAUUGUCAGCUGACGAUACUCAUCGUAUGAAUAAUCAUCUUGCAAAGAUUGAACUUUUGGAGCACUGAAUACUUGGCCAUCAUCAAGGGCAGGAAAAGGGGCUAACUAACCUGGAGCUGCAUACCCAAAGGUGCCUGCAAAUGUGGUCCAGCUGCUUGAAUCAGGCUUUAGAAACUUGGCUGUUCCAAAAUCUGAAAGUUGAGCUUCAUAGGAUGAAUCCAAAAGAACAUUCUUGCUUGAUAUGUCACGAUGAACUAUCGGAGGUAUGCAGUCGUGAUGCAUAUAGGACAAAGCAUUAGCCACGCCUCGAACAACAUUCACCCUCUUUUCCCAAUCAAAUGCAGUGGCUUUUGUGUCAUUGUUUAGCAUUUGAGUCAAAGUUCCACCUUCCAAGAACUUAUAAACCAAAAAUGAGAAUCUUGAAUGUUGACAAUAUCCGUAGAGCUUUAUGAUGUUACGAUGCCUGAUU
Lathyrus oleraceus (garden pea) is the source of this 1405-nucleotide messenger RNA. RefSeq names its product probable ribonuclease P/MRP protein subunit POP5. The coding region runs from base 543 to 1004 and encodes 153 amino acids. Gene Ontology annotation, cellular component: ribonuclease MRP complex; multimeric ribonuclease P complex; nucleolus. Gene Ontology annotation, molecular function: ribonuclease P RNA binding. NCBI's taxonomy places the organism in Eukaryota, Viridiplantae, Streptophyta, Magnoliopsida, Fabales, Fabaceae. The transcript has 4 exons. Gene Ontology annotation, biological process: tRNA 5'-leader removal. The record is from RefSeq and is a predicted model, not a curated record.